Molecule: messenger RNA, 984 nt
Organism: Amphimedon queenslandica
Lineage: Eukaryota; Metazoa; Porifera; Demospongiae; Haplosclerida; Niphatidae
Product: probable helicase with zinc finger domain
Exons: 3
Coding region: 379-882 (167 amino acids)
Source: RefSeq, a predicted model, not a curated record
AUUCUGGGUAAAAAGAGUAAGAAGUAUGGUCUGGCUUACUCAUUGCUAGAGCGUUUGGAGAAGAAAUACCAGGAGUUUGCAGGCAAGCAACAGGAUUUUAAGUACCUGAAAUACUUAGCUACAAAUUAUCGUUGUUGCCCUGAGAUUGUGAAGUUCCUGUCAAGAACAAUUUACAAGUACCCAAUUGCCUGUGCACCUGAGGCAUGUUCAGAAAAACAGCAUCCAGCAAUACGUUAUCCUCUUGUAUUUUAUUGGUGUGACUGUAAUGGCACUCCAAGUAAGGAUCUAAAAGGACUUAUGGAGUUUGUAGCUGAUGCAGUUGUGCGACAGGCACAGCAUUAUUUUUCUUUAUGGUCACGAGAAUAGAUUCAUGUUAAGAUGAGUGAUGUGUGUAUUAUAUCUCCUUUCAGAACUCAAUUAAAUAUAAUUGAAUCUAAGUUAAAAAAGGUUGGUUUGGGUGAACUAACACUUUUGCCGUCAUAUUUAAUUCAAGGUCAUGAGUUUCAAGCUGUUGUUUUGACCACAUUUGAGCCACUUGAAAGUGAUGGCACAAGUAGUAAUCCGACAAAGAGUCUAACAAAUCCUCAGAUUUUUAACACAGCUGUUAGUCGGUCAAAAUCUUUUGUUGUUGCUGUAGGUGAUCCCUUCUCUCUGCUUAAAGCUGAGAUGCAAUUUCCAGACCGCUGCUGGAAACACUACUUGAGGAUUUGCUUGGAAAAUAAUACAAUCUUUUUUCCUGAGUCUUACAAACAAAAGCAAAGAGAUAAUUUAAAGAAAAAACUUAGCACAGAGCUACUUGGAAUACCAGUGAAAGCAAAAAGUGUGGACUAUAUUACGCAUAGUGAUCAAAUUAGCCCAUUUUUACCUAGCAAAACAAACUGAUAACAUUAUAAUACUUAUUUAUAUGUGCUUUAGAAACAUGCAGACAUUUUUAGAGAUACUUGUACAGUAACUGUUAUUGUAAAUUUUCCUGUGUUAAAUGAA